UUGAAGGGGCGGGUCUUCAGUCACGUGGUCCUCCGUGGUUCUGAGCUCCAUCCGACAUUGGGCUGUCGGUUCUGCAGGCAGAGGGCUUUCUACCGGAGUGCCGCUGAGCAAAGAGCUGACGGACCCACAGCAGCAGCUGCAGUUCAGGUGACAACACCGAGUUUCCUACAGGUGUUCAACUCCAGCAGGCGACAACAGCGGUGUCAUGUGAGGCGAUGCUCGCUCAGCCACCAUGCCCAGUGUCACGCUGCGGUACUUCUGUUAUGGCUGCCUCGUCACCUCGGCCACCUGGUCCGUCCUCCUCUACCUCUACUUCUUUAUGGGGGCGGAGCCUAGCAGGAACCCCGUGCAGCACCGCAGCCAGCCAAUCAGCAGAGGCGUGUCUGAUCAGCAGGCGGGGCGGCGCCCUCCUCCAGCCAAUAAGGGGGCGGAGCUGUCCCCAGAGAUGGGGAUGAUCUUUAACGAAGCGGACCAGGAGGUCCGAGACUCCGGCUACCACCGCCACGCCUUCAACGUGCUCAUCUCCAACAGACUGGGCUACCACCGAGAGCUUCCCGACACCAGAGACCCGCAGUGUCGGCUCAGGUCCUACCCGCUGGCUCUGCCUGCUGCCAGCGUGGUGAUCUGCUUCUUCAACGAGGCGAUGUCCGCCCUGCUCAGGACCGUCCACAGCGUGCUGGACCGGACCCCGGCCUACCUGCUGCACGAGAUCAUCCUGGUGGACGACCACAGCGAGCCAGGCGAGCUGAAGGACGAGCUGGACCGGUACGUGAGGAAGGAGCUGCAGGGCAAAGUCAAACUGAUCCGGAACCAGCAGAGAGAAGGACUCAUCAGAGGGCGGAUGAUCGGAGCCUCCCAGGCUACAGGUGAGGUGCUGGUCUUCCUGGACAGCCACUGCGAGGUGAACGAGGCGUGGCUGCAGCCGCUGCUCGCCCCCAUCAAGACGGACCGCCGCAACGUGGUGUGCCCCGUCAUCGACAUCAUCUCCGCCGACACGCUGGCCUACGCGCCCUCGCCCAUCGUCAGGGGCGGCUUCAACUGGGGGCUCCACUUCAAGUGGGACCCCGUGCCCCCCUCCGCCCUGAGCGGCCCCGAGGGGGCAUCGGGCCCCAUCAGGUCCCCCACCAUGGCCGGCGGCCUGUUCGCCAUGGACAGGAAGUACUUUAACGAGCUCGGCCAAUACGACGCAGGAAUGGACAUCUGGGGAGGAGAGAACCUGGAGAUCUCCUUCAGGAUCUGGAUGUGCGGCGGGCAGCUGCUGAUCGUGCCGUGCUCCAGAGUGGGACACAUCUUCAGGAAGAGGAGGCCCUACGGCUCCCCGGGGGGGCAGGACACCAUGGCCCACAAUUCCCUGAGGCUGGCCCACGUCUGGAUGGACGGCUACAAGGAGCAGUACCUGGCCCUGCGGCCUGAGCUGCGUGGCCGCGCCUACGGGGACGUCAGCGAGCGCGUGGCGCUGAGGACGCGGCUGCAGUGCCGCUCCUUCCAGUGGUACCUGGACACGGUCUACCCCGAGAUGCAGGCCGCCGCCGGCAGCAGGCAGCAGCCGCUGUUCGCCAACAAGAGCCUGAGGCGGCCCAAAGUCCUGCAGCGAGGCCGGCUGCGUAACCUGGCGGGGGGGCGGUGCCUGGUGGCGCUGGGCCGGGUCAGCCAGAAGGGCGGCGCCGUCGUCCUGAGGCCGUGUGACCCCCGAGACCCGGAGCAGGACUGGACCUACGACGAGGACGGCCAGCUGGUUCUGGCGGGUCUGCUGUGUCUGGACGUGUCGGAGGUCAGAACCGCCGACCCCCCCCGGCUGAUGAAGUGUCACGGGUCGGGCGGCUCGCAGCAGUGGAGCCUGGGGAAGUCCAACCGGCUCUACCAGGUGUCGGUGGGCCAGUGCCUCGCCGUGUCCCGCCUGACCGGACCCAAAGGCCUCGUCUCCAUGGCGAUCUGUGACGGUUCUGAGGCGCAGCAGUGGCAGCUGGAGGGCUGACGGGGGGCCCAGUUCUGUCCGGAGGACCCGGUUCUGUUCGGACGACCCGGUUCUGUCCGGAGGACCCGGUUCUGUCCGAAGGACCCGGUUCUGUUUGGACGACCGGGUUCUUUCCGGAGGACCCGGUUCUGUCCAGACGACCCGGUUCUGUCUGGAGGACCCGGUUCUGUCCAGACGACCCGGUUCUGUCUGGAGGACCCGGUUCUGUCCGGAGGACCCGGUUCUGUCCAGAGGACCCGGUUCUGUCCAGACGACCCGGUUCUGUCUAGACGACCCGGUUCUGCACAGACUGGUUCACAGAGGUCCAGUGAAGUUCUGGACCUCAGACCAUCAUGUUCUGGUUUUUAUCUGUUAGGUUUUAUUGGAGGUUCUGAGAGGUCCAGAAGAACCUGAGGUGGAACCUGGAAUCUUCUCUGCUGGUUUUAAACUUUUUAUCUUCAAUAAAAUCUCCUGAACGCCU
This is a messenger RNA of Fundulus heteroclitus (mummichog), 2435 nucleotides long. RefSeq names its product UDP-N-acetyl-alpha-D-galactosamine:polypeptide N-acetylgalactosaminyltransferase 11 (GalNAc-T11) (gene galnt11). The coding region runs from base 233 to 1975 and encodes 580 amino acids. The transcript has 13 exons. Gene Ontology annotation, molecular function: Notch binding. Gene Ontology annotation, biological process: regulation of Notch signaling pathway. Lineage: Eukaryota; Metazoa; Chordata; Actinopteri; Cyprinodontiformes; Fundulidae. Gene Ontology annotation, cellular component: Golgi apparatus. The record is from RefSeq and is a predicted model, not a curated record.